Messenger RNA from Petromyzon marinus (sea lamprey), 4005 nucleotides. The record is from RefSeq and is a predicted model, not a curated record. Lineage: Eukaryota; Metazoa; Chordata; Hyperoartia; Petromyzontiformes; Petromyzontidae.
CGCGCGCGUGCGUGCGUGCGUGAUGACGUCACGACGCCGAACUUCGGACCAAUGGGGAGCGGCGAGGGGAGGUUCGCGCCCUUUAAAUAGCGGGCGGCGCGAGGGCGCGCGGCGGCCGCUCGUUGAGUUUGCGCGCGCGUGCGAGUGUGGGGCGAUACCUGAGGCGAUUCCUGAGGCGAUGUUGCCCUUCGUCGUAAUUUAAAAAAAUCAAAACCGAUGCAUUCGCCUUCCGUCGCCUGGGCGAGUCGGACGCGUAGGCGAUCGCAUGGCCGGAGUGGGGAAGCUGUUUUCGCGGCGCAAGAAGGGGGCGACCACCGACGAUGCUGCCUCAGCCUCAGCCGCUGCCGUCUCGAUCGCCGUCUCGCAGGACGCGUUGCCCGUCUGGUCGGACGCGUCUCCCCCGUGGCGGGCCUACUCCCCGCGCCGUAGCCCCGCCAGCCUGCGCCACCACCAGCACCAGCCGCAGCCGCUGCAGCGCCAUUCGGCGCGCUCGCACUCCAGCGUGCGCUCCGCCAUGUCUUGCGGCGCCGGAUCUUCCCCCAACGCCGCCGGCAUCCGGCACGUGGCGUCAACGGCGUCGUUGCGAGCCGGCACCGGCGGUGGCGGCGGCGGCGGCGGCGCGGCGGUGCACGCGCGCAGCCCUUCCGCCACCAGCCUGGGGUCCGUCUUCGAGGCCGAGGGGCACGGCGCGAGCGUUGACCCGGGCGACGUUUCGCGUCUCACGGCCGACGUGCGCCUCUUCACCGACGCGCUCGGCAAGCUCCGUGACGUCUUCUCCAACCCAGCACUUGCCCCCAGCGGCCUGCUAAAGGCCACCCCGGACCUUUGCCUCUCCUGUGUCUCGUUGACAGACGGCGGGGGGGAGGAGGGCAGGCGGCAGGCCGGCCACGCACGCCUCGGCGAGCUCCUGCUCGCGCUCAAGCGCACGUUGGCCCGGCACCCGGCGUUGAGCCUACGGGAGAUCCUCACCGCCACCGGCGCCCUCAUUACCAGGGUCAAAGGCUACCCCUACGAGCGCUGCAUCGGCGCCGACGAGCAGAAGCAGGGGAUGAUGCAGUCGGUGGACUCGCUGGCGCUCGCGUUCAGCAACAGUGUGACCGAGUUUCUGAUGGGCGACUCUGAGGGUGCGUGGUCAUCGCUACGGCAACAGCAGCACAGCCGGUCGCUGGAAAACCUGAGCGGGGAAAAGGAGGAGGAGGAGGAGUGCAGAGGAGCGGAGGGGAGGGACGCAAAGGAAGAUCCGGCCUUCGCAGGGCUGGACUCGGAGGACCUGGAUGAGCGGCUGCACUCGUGCGACGGGGGCAUCGACGCCGCCCUCGCCUACGCCAAGGCCCUGUCCAAGUACAUCAGCGGCCUCGCCGCGUACGUCGAGCGCAGGCUCGCAGUCGACGUCGACUACUCCAAGGACCUGAUGAAGCUCGCGCAGUGCCCGAUGCCGGCCUUCACCCACGAGCCGCCCAUGCCCCUGCAGGGCGUCUACGCGUCGCUCAUGGAGCAGGACUGGGAGACGGCGCACGCCGCCGCCCACACGGCCGCCCAGCUCCAAGCCGACAAGUGCGUGCUGCCUCUGCGGAGCUGGCGCGAGGAACACGAGCGCAAGCGGAAGGAGCUCAAGGAGCUGUGGCAGAAGGGACAGCGCCGGCUGACCGAGGCAGAGUGCAGCCUCAAGAAAGCCCGACAGCUGUACUCCCAGCGGCGCGAGGAGCUGGAGCGCGCCCGAGGCUCAGCGGCGCGCGCCGAGGAGGGGCUGGCGGCGGUGACGGCGUCCCCGGCCGACGGCGGCGCCGGCACCGUCCACUCGGGAUCCUCGCGCACCCUGGAGCGCAAGCGCAAGACGGAGGAGGAGGCGCUGAGGAAGGCGGAGGAGGCGGACGCCGUGUACCGCGCCAGCGCCAAGGAGCUGCGCCUGCGCCGCCAGGAGGUGCAGGCCGUGAAGACGGUAGUGCUGACGCAGGUGCGGGAGCUGGCGCGCCGGGCCGACCUGGCGCUCAAGACGGUGACGGCCGCCUACUUCGAGCUGCUGGGCACCCAGGCAGCGGCGCUGCCCGCCCGCUACCGCGCCCUGCACGAGGGCACCGACGCCUACGUGGCGGGCGCCCAGUACGCGGCGUUUGCGCGCCGCCUCGCCGAGGGAGCGCGGUCGUCCCCCGCCACGCGGGAGCGUAAGCUGGGCCGUGAGGACUCCGGGAGCUCUGAGCAGUGCUCCGUCGCGUCUCCUCCUCCUCCUCCCCGUGGCGACUCCAAGGGCUCGCUCAAGCUCAACGGCAAGGGUGAGGCGUCGCGGGGCAGGAGCUGGCUGGUGGGCGGGGUGAGCGACACGGACAGCGGUAGCGGCAGCAGCGAGUCGCGCUCGCUCGACUCGCCCUCCGCCAGCCCCGGCGAUUUCAUCCGCAAGCUGCCCCGCACCCCGUCCACAGGCACCAUGUCCUCCGUUGACGACCUCGACGACACCGACCCGUGCAGCCCUGCCGACGGGGACGGGCCGGCGAUGGGGGCCGCGUCGUCUGGAGUGGGGGGCCCCGAGGGGGCGUGCUCCUCCCCCCCCUCGUCGUCCUCCUCUUCGUCGUCGUCCUUCACCAAGGCGGUGCUGUCGGAGGCGGCUCGCUCGCACCGCCUGCGCAAGCUGCGUGCACCGUCGCGCUGCCGUGCCUGCGACACGCUCAUCUACUUCCAGGGCGCCGAGUGCCAGGAGUGCCUGCUGGCGUGCCACAAGAAGUGCCUGGAGUCCCUGGCGGUGCGCUGCUCACGCGAGUGCCGCGCCGCUCCGCCCUCCCCGCUGGCUUCACCGGCGACGGCGGCUGCCACCCUGCACCGCGACGAAACGAGCGGCGUGCCGGAGCCGGUGCGGCUGUGCGUGAGCGAGAUCGAGCGGCGUGCCAUGACGCUCAAGGGGAUCUACCGAGUGAACGGGGUGAAGUCUCGCGUGGAGCGUCUCUGCCAGGCCAUGGAGGGGGCACGCCCGGGGGCCCCCCCCGAUCUACAGCAGGCUUCCCCGCACGAUGUGAGCAAUGUCCUCAAGCUCUACCUGCGCCAGCUGCCGGAGCCCAUCAUCCCGGCCGACCUGUACCACCGCUUCAUCCGGCUGGCGCGGGACGGCCCGGCUUCGCCGGGGCCGCUGGCGCCCGACGGCUCCCCGGGCCGCGACUCUCCACCUCCUCCUCCGUCGCCGCUCUCUGCGUCCCCACCGGCGCUCUUGUCAGACGGCGGCGGCGGCAUCGCAGGGCAGCUGAAAGCGCUGCUGGUGUGCUUGCCGGAGCCUAACCGCUCCACCCUGGAAUACAUCGUUGCUCACCUGCACCGGGUGUCCCGCUGUGAGAAGGAGAACAAGAUGUCGGCCGGGAACCUGGGCAUCGUGUUUGGGCCGACGCUGAUGAGGUCGCGGCCCGCCCCCAGCGUGGCGGCGGCGGCGGCGGCGUCGCCGCCUCCGUCGUGGGGGGGGGGCCCCCUGCAGCGGCCCCCUCUCCUCGCUGGCCGACUACCCGAGCCAGGCGCGCGUCGUGCAGCUGCUCAUCUCUCACUGGCCCUCGCUGGCGCCCUCGCCGGUGCCGGCGCCCUCGCCGGCGCCCUCGCCGGCGCCCUCGCCGGCGCCCGGCGCCGACGACGCCGACACCGCCGCCGAGGUGCAGGGCGAGGGUGCGGCGUCAACGGCGCCGGCGUUCCCGCUCGAUGCCGCGUCUCCCGCCGCCGCCGCCGCCGCCGCCGCCGCCUCCCCGUCCGCCUCUCCCUCCUCUGCGGGCGCCGGAUCUCCGGACGCGUUUCCCCGUCGCGGCGGCGCCGGCGGCUCCGUGGAGGAACCCGUGCCGGCGCCGCUUGCCGCGGCGGUGCAGCCGGCGCUCCGGCAAACCCCGACGGUGGCGCCGUCACCGAGGCCGGGCGCCGGUGCCGGUGGCGGCUGCGUGGCGGUGGUGCGGCGUGAGGUGGGCGGCGGCGGCGCCGGCGCCGGCGGCGGCGGCGGCAGCGGAGGAGCCGUUCGCCCCUGUGCGGGUGGUGCAGGUGAAGCUGUCG